Messenger RNA from Ricinus communis (castor bean), 2323 nucleotides. Its product is annotated as eukaryotic translation initiation factor 2D. The record is from RefSeq and is a predicted model, not a curated record. The coding region runs from base 303 to 2153 and encodes 616 amino acids. Gene Ontology annotation, molecular function: translation initiation factor activity. NCBI's taxonomy places the organism in Eukaryota, Viridiplantae, Streptophyta, Magnoliopsida, Malpighiales, Euphorbiaceae. The transcript has 8 exons. Gene Ontology annotation, biological process: translational initiation; formation of translation preinitiation complex.
GAACCCUAAAUCCACCUUUUUGGCGGUGCACAGUGCCUAAUCGCAUUAGCUUACGUGCGUAUUUUACCUACCUGCUGAAAGUACUCGAUGCUCCUUCCUUUCUCGAAGCUUCCUUUUCUGCAGCUCUCAUUUCUCUCUUAACCAAAAAAAGAAAAAAAGAAAAAGAAAAAGAAAAAUCAAUUCCCUGUCUAGCUCUCAACAAAUUCCCUUUUGUAUUCUCUUAAACUUAGGUUGAUUUAAUAAAUAAUAUAAUAAUAUUAAUAAUAAGAAGAAGAAGAAGAAGAAGAAGAAGAAGAAGAAGAAUGUUUAAGAAGGCAGUAGAAGCAAAAUCGCAUCAGAGGCUAUCAGGAGCUGACAGGAAAAAGCUUAAACGCAGCAUCAGAGAUAAGUUUCCUCGCGCUUCUGAUGCCGAUAUCGAUACUCUACUCCCUCCCAAAGCAGAUAUAACAGUUGCAAAGUUUCAAAAUCGAGUACAUGUAUAUGGUGUUGAAGGUGGCUUUCCAAUGUUUUUCGAUGUUGAUGGCCGUGGCACUGAUAUUUUUCCCACAGUCUUUGCCCUGUGGAACGUCCCUGAAUUCUUGCCAUCUUUUAUGCUGAAGGGCGGUGAGGUCUCUCGAUAUAUCCUUGGAGGGGCAGAUUUGAUGUUUCCUGGUAUUAGUAUACCUGCCGAAGGUCUACCAUCCUUUUCAGCUGGGGAACCAUGGGCAGUAAAAGUUCCUGGGAAUCCAGCACCAAUAGCGGUUGGAUCUACAACUAUGAGCAGCAGUGAAGCAAUAAAAGCUGGUUUGCGUGGGAAGGCCUUAAGGAUAACUCACUAUUAUCGGGACCUACUUUGGGAGUCAGUUGAGGGGCAUUAUGUGCCAAAUGCAGGAUUUUUUGAAGAUGUUGUCUUUGAGGAUCCUGCUUUCACAUCAUCAAUUCAAGUUUCUGAUUCAUAUGAAACUGCUUAUGAUGUGUCAAAUGAUCAGCUAAAUAAGGUUGAGACUGAUGAAAUUGGGGAAUCUGCUGAUGUAAAUGAUGUCAUAUCAGAAUCUCACCCUUCUACAAUCACAGAACUUGAUUCUAAAGAAUCUAAACAUGAUAUAAUAGAACAAGUCACUGCUGUUGUGAGUGAUAUGAAAGUGAUGGACAAUGAUACUGCCGAUGAAUCAACUAUUGAGGAGCAGCAUAUCUUGUCAACGGGUGAUGUGGAUGCUUAUUUGGACAAAUGCUUGUUGCAAGCCCUACAUACAACUGUUAAGGACAAAGAUCUUCCAAUGCCUGGCAGCACCCUGUGGUCAAACCAUGUCUUGCCUUGUAGGCCUCCAGGCGUCCUGCUAGAUAUCAAGAAAUCAUCCCACAAGAAACUCUCAAAAUGGCUACAAGCUAAAUCAUCAGCAGGAUUGAUUUCGGUAAAGGAAGAUAAAUAUAAGAAGGAAACUGUAUUAAUCUCCAUUAACCGCAGUCACCCGGAUUACUUGUCCUUCAAGCCAGAGAAGAGGCAGGAACAAAAAAUUGAUCAGGCUGGUGAUCGAGCUACCAGUGAAAGUCAGUCCAAAAAAAUGCUAGAAGUGGCAGAGAUCUAUAAACCAAGUGUACAUGUCAAUCCUAUUUUUGCUUCUGUUGGCGCUGAUACAGGGAAGCUCUACACUGCUUCGGAAGCCUCUGAUAUUGUCUUCAACUAUAUUGAGAAAGAAAAUCUGGUCAAGCCAACAAACAAGUCCUUUGUAGUUUUAGAUGCAACAUUGUGUGAUGCUUUGUUCAAGGGAACAGUUAAAAAAGGAUCAACAUACCCAACGGAGAUACAUAAGAAAGAUUUAGGAUCAAUAUUUAUAAGCAGAAUGCAAGCCCAUUACAUUGUAACUAGAGGAAGUGAUUCAGCUAUUCGUAAAGGUUCACUGAAGACAAUUCAAAUUUUAACAGAAAGGCGUCAGGGUAACAAGAAGGUAACAAAAGUCUCUGGUCUAGAACAAUUCUUGAUGGAUGCUGAAGCUUUGGCAUCAGAGCUACAGAAAAAGUUUGCUUGCAGUACAUCAGUGCAAGAGCUACCAGGCAAGAAAGGGAAUGAGGUCCUUAUUCAAGGUGGCGUGAUUGAUGAUGUGGCACGGCAUCUAGUUGAACAAUACGGGGUUCCCAAAAGAUAUAUUGAGGUUCUUGAUAAAACAAAGAAGUGAGAAGUGUUCUUAACUGUCAGUUUUUAUUAAGCAAUUAAUCUCUUUCACAGUAAACUGAUUGUGUUCUUUCACUCUGCCCUUUUUUUUAAGAUCAUGUACCACCCUACGUAAAUGUAUGUGCAACCUUUUUCUGGUUAUAUUAACCAAUGUGCAUCUUUUUAUUUUUCUAA